Molecule: messenger RNA, 684 nt
Organism: Lindgomyces ingoldianus
Lineage: Eukaryota; Fungi; Ascomycota; Dothideomycetes; Pleosporales; Lindgomycetaceae
Product: Non-heme 11 kDa protein of cytochrome bc1 complex
Exons: 3
Coding region: 79-495 (138 amino acids)
Biological process (GO): mitochondrial electron transport, ubiquinol to cytochrome c
Source: RefSeq, a predicted model, not a curated record
AGCUCUCCGAACCCUCGCAUCCCCAUCCUACGCCCGACACACGCUACCUCCCACUCCAAUUGCAUACCCACUCUCACAAUGGGUAUCACCGAUCUCCUCACCGACAUCUGGGAUACCUUCUCCCACCCCUCACCCGAUGCCGAGGCUCCUCCCAAGCCCGCCUCCGGCUCCGAUGAGGAAUCGGGCGACGAGGCUAAUGUGAAUAAGGCGGAUGCGAAGAACAGUGGGGAUGGUGAGCAGGGGCAUGAGCCGAGCAAUGAGGAGGAGGAAGAGGAAGAGGAGACGGUUGAUCCGAAGGAUACUCUGGAGGAUGAGUGCAAAGAGUCCAAACAGUGUGCUCCAAUGAAGCACCACUACGACGAGUGCGUUGAGCGGGUAACGGGUCAAAUCGAGAACGACGGCAAAGCGAGUGAAGACUGUGUGGAAGAAUUCUUCCACCUAGCCCACUGUGCAACCCAAUGUGCCGCGCCAAAGCUCUUCGCGCAACUCAAGUAAAGCGCUCACCGAGUCGAACUGGUGAUCCGUCUGCAUUUAACGUCGAAGAAGAUGGGGUGGAGGUGGAUCUGGUACACUUAUGCCCGAUGGUUGGAUCGAUAACGACGCGGACAGGCAAAUCCCGGAUGCAAUCAAGGCGAAUUGUAAAUACCGAGAUCAUGUUUAGAAUAUCACUGUACUAUUCCCUCA